This is a messenger RNA of Morus notabilis, 1574 nucleotides long. RefSeq lists its product as uncharacterized. The transcript is spliced from 16 exons. Bases 31 to 1464 code for a protein of 477 amino acids. NCBI's taxonomy places the organism in Eukaryota, Viridiplantae, Streptophyta, Magnoliopsida, Rosales, Moraceae. The record is from RefSeq and is a predicted model, not a curated record.
UAACAGCCGAGGGCAGUGUGCACGCGCGGCAUGAGCUUCACUUCGACCCGCUUUCUCCUCCACUGUGGGGUUUCGUGUGCCACCCGAGAGUUUGGCUGCCUCCCCUCAACUCCCACGACGCGCAAAUUUUCUACCACUACCGCCAUUCCAAUAGCCCCAAGGAGAAGUGAAGAGCUAUUGGUUGUAGCUGGUGGUGGAGCAGCUGGUGUUUAUGGAGCAAUUAGAGCCAAGACUGUUGCGCCUCAGCUCAGUGUUUUGGUUAUUGAGAAAGCAAAACCUCUUUCUAAGGUAAAGAUUUCUGGAGGUGGCCGAUGCAAUGUGACUAACGGCCAUUGUACUGACAAUAUGGUUUUGGCAGAAAAUUACCCAAGGGGUCAUAAAGAAUUUAGAGGAUCUUUUUUCGAGAUGCACGGGCCAGUUGAUACCAUGUCCUGGUUUACAGAUCACGGAGUGGAGCUCAAGGUUGAGGAAGAUGGAAGGGUAUUUCCUGUCAGUAAUAGUUCUUCUUCGAUAAUCGAUUGUCUCAUGUCAGAAGCAAAAGGGAAAGGAGUUGUUAUGCAGACUAAAAAAGUUGUGAAAACUGCAUCUGCUAAUGACGGGAAAUUCCUCCUUGGUAUUGAGAAGAAUGCUUCUAGCUCUCUUGAAUAUGUUGAAGCUGAUUAUCUAUUGAUUGCUAGCGGUAGUAGCAGUCAGGGUUAUAGUCUUGCAUCUCAGCUUGGUCAUUCCGUUGUUGACCCUGUGCCAAGUUUAUUUACAUUCAAGACGGCAGAUUCACAGCUAGCAGAGUUGUCAGGAGUUACAUUUCCUAAAGUUAAGGCAAAGCUGAUAUUAGAAAAUGUCAAAAGGAACAUACAACAGUUUACACAGGUUGGGCCCAUGCUAGUGACUCAUUGGGGACUCAGUGGGCCAGUAAUUCUUCGGUUGUCAGCUUGGGGUGCUCGUGAUCUAUUCAGUUCAGGUUACAAAGGGAUUGUUAUGGUGGAUUUUAUGCCCGAUUUGCAUAUAGAAGAUGUUAAGUCGAUCCUUAGUCGACACAAGCACCAGUUUGCAAAGCAAAAAGUGUCCAAUUCAUAUCCGCCAGAAUUUGGUCUUGUAAAGAGAUUCUGGAAAUAUAUAUUGGAUCGUCAGGGUUUAUCUGGAGACGACCUGUGGGCUUCUAUUUCAAAUAGCUCUUUGCUUUCUGUUGCUUCUCUAUUGAAGCAUUGCGACUUCGGAGUUACAGGGAAGGGUCCAUUCAAGGAUGAAUUUGUGAAGGCUGGGGGUGUUCCGCUAUCCGAGAUCUUGCUGAAUACAAUGGAAAGUAAAAUUCAUUCCGGUUUGUUCUUUGCUGGGGAGGUAUUGAAUGUUGAUGGAGUGACCGGUGGUUUCAAUUUUCAGAACGCUUGGUCAGGUGGAUACAUAGCUGGAACUACUAUUGGUACACGAGUGCAUGAUGCUCAUCUCAGGGUUUUGGAUUUAGGAUAAGAUUGGUAGUACGCAAGGGAAUUGCUUUCUUAUUUUCCUUUCUUUCUUUCUUUCUUUGUUUUUUUUUUUUUUUUUGUGCUAAAACAAGGGAAUUGCUUCUUGAAUCAUAU